Molecule: messenger RNA, 957 nt
Organism: Heterobasidion irregulare TC 32-1
Lineage: Eukaryota; Fungi; Basidiomycota; Agaricomycetes; Russulales; Bondarzewiaceae
Exons: 12
Coding region: 1-957 (318 amino acids)
Source: RefSeq, a predicted model, not a curated record
AUGUCAGAUAUAGCAAAUAAGGGACCUCCUCAUCUGGGACACCUUGUCGAGGUCUACGCAACUCUUCUAAUCGCUGGCGGUCAAGCUGGACUUCCCAUCAUCAUCCUCACCUUCCUUUUCGCGAAGAAUGUUCACCGCCAUCCGACUGUUGUCAAUUUCUGUAUAACUAUGAUAAUUUAUUCGAUCGUCUUUUGCUUGUUGAUAUAUGGUGGUCAGUAUCGUUUAGGACACCCUAACAAAGCUCUGUGCAUAGCACAAGCUUCCAUGAUCAUGGGAACCCUUCCUAUGAUGUGUGUUGCAGCUUUAGUCCUUGUUUUUCAAUUGUGGGUGACGUUCCAAGAGCCUGGUUCAAAAAUAUUCAAUACAUGUAGCAACAUAUACAUCAAAAUAGCGCUCCUCGUCGCUCCUUACACUGCACUUUUGGGGUACGCAGUUGCGGGAAUCAUUAUUGGAGUGUCACGCCCAGAAGUGGUGAAGCCUUCUAAUGGGUUAUAUUGUUUCCACAAGUUGAAUUCCAUUCGACGCUAUGCUGAGCCCAUACCUUGCCUUAUUCUAUUGGCCGCGACGGCAGGAUUCGAAGUUGCUAUCUUGGUCCAAUGGUAUCGUCGGUGGUACAAGGUGAAGCGAAACUUCCCUUUGGCCACGAGAAAGCUUGGGGCCAUGGUCUGCUUGCGCGCUGGCCUCUUCACCCUCUACUCUUGGGUUGCUCUCGGAUCGUCUAUUUCCUUCGUCUUCGAUACAGUUCCUGCGUUGCCUUACAUGAUCGAAGCCGGACUUCCUGUGGCUGCGUUCAUUGUCUUCGCGACGCAAAGGGACGUUAUCGAAGCCUGGUGUUUCUGGAGACGGACGUCGGACAACGGGAUAGGGCGUCGACCCUCUACUGCCGCAUUGUUGGAAAAUGAAGGCGGGUCUCCAAUGGAAUCUGUGCACCGUCAAUCGUGGCAAGUUCGUGUUUAG